This is a messenger RNA of Vicia faba (fava bean), 2634 nucleotides long. Lineage: Eukaryota; Viridiplantae; Streptophyta; Magnoliopsida; Fabales; Fabaceae. The record is from the annotation of a GenBank genome assembly.
AUGGGUGACAAAGGAGGAAAAUCAUGUCCGAUUUGCACCGAGGAGAUGGACCUGACCGAUCAGCACCUGAAACCAUGCAAAUGUGGCUAUGAGAUCUGUGUGUGGUGCUGGCAUCAUAUAAUGGAAAUGGCACAGAAGGAUGAAACUGAGGGCCGUUGUCCUGCCUGCCGUUCAGCUUAUGACAAAGAGCGCAUUGUGGCAAUGGCAGCUAACUGUCGAAGAUUGAUUGCUGAAAUGAAUUCACAGCAUAAAAAGAAGCUACAGAAGGUAAAGCCUAAAUCAUCGGAUGGAAGGAAACAUCUUACUGAUGUUAGAGUCAUUCAGCGCAACCUUGUGUACAUAAUUGGACUGCCUCUUAACCUUGCAGAUGAAGAUUUACUUCAGCGUAGGGAGUACUUUGGAAGAUAUGGCAAGGUUUUGAAGGUGUCAAUAUCUCGUACAGCAACAGGCAUUAUUCAACAUUCUGCAAACAACAGCUGUUGUGUGUAUAUAACUUACUCAAAAGAAUCUGAAGCUGUUCGAUGCAUUCAAUCAGUUCAUUUUUUUGUAUUAGAAGGUAGAUCAUUGAGGGCUUGUUUUGGAACCACAAAGUAUUGCCAUGCAUGGCUCAGAAAUGUGCCUUGCAGCAAUAGAGAAUGCUUAUAUCUACAUGAUCACGGUGCUAACGAAGAUAGCUUUACCAAGGAUGAAUUAGUAUUAGCAUUUGCAAGGAGUAGAGUCCUACAAAUCAUUGGUGCUACAAAUAAUUUGCAUCGCCGUUCAGGGAGUGUUUUACCUCCACCACCAGAUGAACCUAGACAGAUACCAUCAGCCACCAAAGUAGUGUCCAAAAGUCCUUUAGAUAUUACGGGAUCCUUUUCAAGCAAUGGAGCUGCCAAUUCAACAGCACUUCCCACAGCGAACUCUUGGGCUAGGUGUGUAUCUGGUAGUCUUCUGCAGGAUACUAGUUCAUCAUGUUCUAAUAAUCUGGCCAAGAAAAAGAUUGAAGCAUCUAAUGGCCCCCAAGCCCUUAUGCCGGGGGUUGCUUGCACCGAAAGGUCUAUUCUUGAUACGAAAGAAUCGGGAGAAGAUGAAAAUAGCUCUGAUGUGCAUUCCAAUAGUGUAAUUGUACCUUCAGCAUUGAACAAACAUCACAUUGGCGGGAAUUCUCAAAAUUCAGCUUUUGUAGGCCUUGAUCAAGAAAAGGCUGCACCCUCAACGAGUACAAGCUUCCCGGAGACAGGAAGACCUCACAAUUUGAAUACCAACAAGGCAGUUUCAAAUCGGGAUCUGCAUGGCUUAUGUUCUGAGUUAUCAUCUGUUAGCAUCAACAGGAAGCAUUUCCGUCAAGAUAAUGAAUAUUGUAAAGAUCAUUCAACCACACCAGCUUUUUGGGAAGAUAUCAUUGUGGAUGAUAUGCUAAAUAAAGAUUUUGAUCAACAACAAUUCUGCCAAGGCACUAACAAUUUAGCAUCCGGGCAUCAUUCACCUCAUUAUCCUCAGAAUCUAAACCAAUCAAACCAUCAACUAAAGCAUCAAAAUCAAAUUUCUAACCAGAAUCAUUUAAGGAAACCUUCUGAAACUAUUACUGAAGCAUUGGGGGCAGGAUUUGAGAAGAUUGUGGAGAGUGAGGGUACUGGUUCAAAUGUUGAUAACAAGGUUGCUUCAGACAUUGGAGAAAACAACAUUAUAUCCAACAUUUUGUCUUUGGAACUAGAUGCAUGGGAAGAUUCAAUAGUUAACUUGUUGGAUGAAACUGAUGAACCAUACACAUCCUUCAAAGCUCCUGCUUUGCGGAAAAUCCAAGACAAGAAUCAGUCCAGGUUUUCCUUUGCCAGACAAGAUGAUUCCUUGAAUAAGACAUCUGAUUUGCAGCAAUCAUUUGGGAUUACCGAACAUGAACCUAAAGGGAAUUAUCCAUCUGGUGGUUAUAACGCAAAUAAUGAUAUGUUCGCUGUAAAAAACCCAUAUGCUUUCACAUCAAGCAGUUCUGUGCUAUCAGAUAAAUUUGAUGGAAGUCCGUCAUUGGUGCCCACAAAAUUUUCCAGGGCAAAAGCUCAUGCCUCAAGUCCACCUGGAUUUUCAAUGUCAGGCAGAAUACCUCCUGGGUUUUCACGCGGGAGAGUAGAACAGAGUUGUAAUAGUUCUGUUGAACAUUUGCAACCGCAGUAUGCUCCUCCAUCUGUAAAUAUCGGCAGGAUAGGAGAUGCUGAAUUCAAAAAUCCUAUGGUCUUGGACCCUAGUAAGGGCCUAAUGGAAGAAAGGCUGAAUAGUGCACCUUUUAACCCGAGGCAAACUUUCCUUCCACAAUUUAGUCCUAAUGAAGAUGAUGCUAGACUUAAGUUGUUAAUGCAACAAUCUCUAGCUUCACAGAAUUUAAGACUUUCAGAUCAUAUUGGAAAUAGGUUUUCCUCUCAAAGUGAUGCUUAUAGAACUCCUUCAAGGUUUCUUGAUCAAUUUCAGUCUAACAAUCCUUCAUUUUCUGAACAAAUGCGCUCUCAACAGUUCAGUAGUAAUAUUCUCAGUUCAAAUAACCAGCGGGGAAGUUGGAAUGAUUCCAUGUAUUUCAGCGGCCUAUCUAUGUCGGAAGUAUUGAAUAAUGAAAUAGGGGGAUAUAACAAUUUCAUGCCCAGUUAUGAGAAUAUCAAGUUUUAA